Prunus armeniaca (apricot) is the source of this 231-nucleotide messenger RNA. The record is from the annotation of a GenBank genome assembly. Lineage: Eukaryota; Viridiplantae; Streptophyta; Magnoliopsida; Rosales; Rosaceae.
AUGAUUUUUCAAUCAAGCAAUACAGCUAAGAGUUUGACUUGGCAUGCUGAUAGAAAAGCAAUUGAAGGUCAGAUGUCUCAUCCAGCGAAUUCUCCCUCUUGGAAACUCGUUGAUGAUAAAUGGUCCGAGUUUGGUAAUGAGCCGAGAAACUUGAGAUUGGCUCUCUCAUCUUAUGGAUUCAAUCCCCACAGUUCUCUAAGUACCAAUACAAUUGCUGGCCAGUUAUCUUAG